AUGGCUGGAAGCUAUAUGUCAAAUCAAAAUUUAGCCAAUGCAGUCAAUGCUGCAACAAAUUUAGCUAAUAUGGAACUUGCAGCUGGAAUUGCUGCUCAAGCAAAUUCACCUGCAAACACAGCUAAUGUGAAUGCUGUUAAAACAGCCAAUGCUCUUCUGGCCGCUGAAAACGCAGCUGUUGUUAACGAUGCUUUAUCGAAUCUUGAAGAAGCAAAGCAAUUGAGUAAUUUAGCACCUGUUUUAAAUGGUAAUAUGGCUACAUUUUAUUUAGGCAACAGUGGUAAUGGAUUCACUGUUACUAGUGGUUCUCCUGGUACACAAGGUAUCGGUGUCCAAGUAUUGGCCGAUGCGUUGGAAGUUGGUGGAACAGUAGUUGUUAACGGAAAAAUACCCAUUUACGGAAUGGUCGGUAUUAAUGGAAACAUACCAACAGAUGGAAUGGCAUCUGUUAGCUACAGCUGUGCAAAUCCUAGUACCUUAUUAUAA
Molecule: messenger RNA, 486 nt
Organism: Papilio machaon (common yellow swallowtail)
Lineage: Eukaryota; Metazoa; Arthropoda; Insecta; Lepidoptera; Papilionidae
Exons: 1
Coding region: 1-486 (161 amino acids)
Biological process (GO): chorion-containing eggshell formation; multicellular organism development
Cellular component (GO): egg chorion
Molecular function (GO): structural constituent of egg chorion
Source: RefSeq, a predicted model, not a curated record